Molecule: messenger RNA, 1764 nt
Organism: Metschnikowia bicuspidata var. bicuspidata NRRL YB-4993
Lineage: Eukaryota; Fungi; Ascomycota; Pichiomycetes; Serinales; Metschnikowiaceae
Exons: 1
Coding region: 1-1764 (587 amino acids)
Biological process (GO): transmembrane transport
Cellular component (GO): fungal-type vacuole
Molecular function (GO): transmembrane transporter activity
Source: RefSeq, a predicted model, not a curated record
AUGAACAACAACUACUUUGCCGAGGAUUAUGUUCCGGGCACAACCAACAUUUUCACGUCAUCCGAUGAUGCCUCCAGCAGCCACUCGGGAAGACCAUUGAAGAAGAACCGAAAUGGCAUCAUCUUGCUUCCACAGCCCUCGGACUCCCCCAACGAUCCUCUUAAUUGGUCGGCGCCGCGCAAAAUGUGGCAUUUUUUUGUGGUUUCGUUCAUUACGGGGCUCACAGCGGCCAUUUCAAAUGAUGCUGGUGCGGCCCAGGACUCGUUGAAUGAGGCCUACGGCAUAUCUUAUGAUGCCAUGAACACCGGCGCCGGGGUAUUAUUUCUUUUUAUUGGGUGGUCUUGUAUUUUCUUUGCGCCUGCAUCUUCCUUGUAUGGUAGAAGAAUCACGUACAUCAUCUGCAUCUUGCUGGGAACCUUGGGCUCCGUGUGGUUUGCUUUGUCAAAACGCACGGCCGACACCAUCUGGUCCCAAGCAUUUGUUGGCAUGUCCGAGGCAUGCGCAGAGGCCCAGGUGCAACAGUCACUCGUGGACAUUUUCUUCCAGCACCAGCUCGGCUCGGUGUUGACUGUGUACAUCAUGGCCACGUCCAUCGGGUCGUUUCUCGGGCCUUUGAUUGCUCAUUUGAUCUCCGAGACCCUGGGAUUCAGGUGGGUCGGCUGGUGGGGUGCUAUUAUUUCGGGUGCCACGCUCAUUGUGGUGAUAUUCGCCUGUGAGGAGACUGUCUUUGACAGGGCCAAGUACUUCCCAGUGUACAGCUCUGGCGAGGCAAAAGAUUCCGCUUCCAACGCCCCUGACUCGUUUGAUGAUUUACCAGGCACGGUCUCAAAGGAUACCGAGAUGGCUGAGAAGAAGCUAGAAGACGGGACCGAGAAAACUGAGACUGUGGCGGUGGCCACGGAGAGACUCGGAACUAUGGCCCGGGGGCUUCUGGACAUUGAUUGCGAAAUCGGCCGGAUGAGAGAGAAGAACGAGACGCCCACGUCGUACCGACAAAGAAUGGCGUUGAUCACGCCGUCUUCCUACCUUGAGGGCUACGGAAUCCGCCAGUACGUGAAGCGGUUUAUCAUUUACUUCAAGGUAUUCACUUUACCUGCAGUGUGGCUCCUGGGAAUCCUCUGGGGCUUGCAAGACGCUUAUAUGUCGUUUUUCUUGACCACGCAGGACACGUUUUUCUACGAUGCCCCAUGGAACUACUCUGGAACGGGAGUCGCUGUGAUGAAUGUGGCAACAUUAGUUGGCGCGGUGAUUGGAUGCAUAAUGUCGGGAGUCUUGUCCGACAAACACGUGCUCUCGUUGGCCAAGCGUAACAACGGCUUGUACGAACCCGAGUACCGGCUCUGGCUUCUCUUCAUCACCAUGAUCAUCUCGCCUGUAGGGCUCUUUAUGUUCGGUGUGGGAGCGGCAAAAGGAGGCGAGUGGCCAGCAUGGGUUGUCUACGGCGGACUUGCAUUCAUUGGCUUUGGCUGGGGCUCCAUUGGAGACACGGCCAUGUCAUACCUCAUGGAUGCGUACCCAGAAAUUGUCAUCCAGGGUAUGGUUGGUGUUUCCAUCAUCAACAACACGUUAGCAUGCAUCUUCACCUUUGUGUGUUCAUUAUGGCUUGACAGCGCAGGCACUCAAAACACAUACAUCACUUUGGCUGUGAUUGACUUUGUCUCCAUUGCCUUCAUCGUGCCCACCUUGUAUUGGGGGAAGAGCUGGAGGAAGAAAACGAAGAACCUCUAUAUCGAGUUGGUGGAGCUCAGCAACGGAAUGGACUGA